This is a messenger RNA of Schistocerca gregaria, 2798 nucleotides long. RefSeq lists its product as uncharacterized. The record is from RefSeq and is a predicted model, not a curated record. Gene Ontology annotation, biological process: regulation of synaptic transmission, cholinergic; sleep; positive regulation of voltage-gated potassium channel activity. The coding region runs from base 43 to 498 and encodes 151 amino acids. The transcript has 3 exons. NCBI's taxonomy places the organism in Eukaryota, Metazoa, Arthropoda, Insecta, Orthoptera, Acrididae.
AGGCGGCACUAGUCCUCCGGGCUCUGCACGCGACACACGGCGAUGGCGCUCCCCAAGAACGGACGGCUCCUGCUGGCAGCCUGCCUCGUCGCUGCAGCCGCAGCCGCCGCCUACGGCGACCACGAAGAGAAGCGGCUACGCUGCUACCACUGCUCGUCAGACCACUACCACCACAACUGCGAUGACCCAUUCAACAGCACCGGCAUCGAGACCGUCGACUGCAUGGAGCAGCUGCGCCGUAGGACAGACCCACGGGAGAUUCCCGUCUGCAAGAAGAUCAAACAGCGCAUUAACAACGGGGACCUGCAGACGGUGCGCUCCUGCGCUUUCAUCCUGCCCGACCAGCCGUGCACGACGACGGACCAGUCCUCGUACAUCCACGAGGAGUACUGCAUCACCUGCGAGACUGACCUCUGCAACGCUGCCCCACCGCUGCCCGCCGCCGCUGCCGCCGUCGCCGCUAUCGUCACCCCUCUGGUGGCUGUUCUCCUGGCUUAGCGCCUCAGAGGCCAACGCGCCGGACACCAGCCUCCACACAUAACACAACUCCAGUUCUCCGCCACACACACUGCCUGUCGAGCUGCCAGCUCCCACGUGACAACCCAGCUAACAAAUGCUCUGCUGCCAUGCCUUGUUGUUACCAGAAGGACCCGAGCCGGCGCGAUUGUACGUCAACGUACGUGCCUUCCUGUAGAGCAACUCACCACCCGUAUCGAGUAAAAGAUGGAGGACAAUCAGUUCAUAACAGUAGCCUUUCAGAGACGUAUCAGCAUGGACCCUACACCAGUACCUCCAAGUCUACACUGUUAAACAUCUACAAGAAUGUGAUAAAUAACAGAAAAAGAAGGAAAAAGCUUGCAAUACCCAAUUAUGUACACGAAUUUGAUUAUUACGCUACUAUCGCCUAACAAAAACUUUUCAUGUAGAUUUCUAACGCAGUAUUUGUAACGGUAACUUACCGCUUUAUAAUUGUUGUCAGGACUCCAUAAUUUUCGUAUUUAUCAUACAGGAAAUGCACUGUAGUGUAAGCUAAAUAUCACCAAAGAAUUUCGGAAUACUUGCAAAGUUUUAUCUCCAAAGUCAAUGUCCUUUCUCAAGUACGUUUACGUCGGAGUAAUUCUGUGCCGAACUUCUCUGAGUCCUGUCUCAACAAUUUCAAAUUUGUACCAAAGCUAAACUGCAACCAGUUCCGUCGGUGGAGUGUUAAGUGCCUGAAUCUCGCCACAAACGACAAGUGCCACUUGGUUCGAAUUAUUAAUGCAAUAAAUCAAUGCUGAGAACACUAUUGGUGUUGUUCAUUAGUUGACUUCAACUUUGAGCCACAAAUUAGCAGGCCAUUAAUAUUUCUGUUGGUUAGAAUUUAGAAAAUAAUACAUAUUCUUUAUAGCUUAAAUUACUUGUUAAAAUACACUGUGUGAUUCGUUCGAAAAGUAUUAAACACGAUUACAUCUGGUUGGUGUACAUUCCUUAAUCACACCAGGGACCAAUAAAUCUCGCAUUUUAAAAUAAAAUGUAACUUAGAAUGUAGGAAUUAAUGUCUGUCUGUCUGUCCCAUUUGUCGCUGAUGUGUAUGCCUUUUACGGUAAUUUAACUGUCCCAACGUUGACACAUUGUUUAGAAAAUUGUAACCAAUGAUAUUACAUGUACAAUCGUCUACAUUGUUUGCCCAUAUGGGAUAUCUUAGCAUAUAUCUUUUUAUAGUUAUAAGUAUUUUGAAAAUAUUAAAUCAUGUCAGAAUAGAAAGUAAUUUAUGUUAUUUGGCAGUCAACUGCCUUUGUACUCCAUGUUACACCUUACUAUUAUACUGUGUAAUAUAAAAUAAUGAGCCCUUUCUAAAACAGCUAUUUGGGUCUGAUUUCUUCCACUCAGACUUUCAGAGUAAACAUUAACUACUCAGUAAUUCUUAAAGAUAAUUCUAGAAAUUUUUUUAUGCACUUACUGUGUAAAUUUCUUUAAAAUCUGAAAUAAUGAUAUAACUCAGGAUGCAGCUGUCUCUGCAAAACAGUUUUAUUUGUUUAACUUUUGUUAAUACUAACUUUAAAAAAAUGCUUGAUUGCAUAUACAUUGCCCUCAAGUUGCAGCUACUAGUUCUGUAAGCGUUUUAGUGUCCUUAGCUUGUUUUCUAGUAAAGCAUUAGUUUAGAAAUUUUAGUACUAACUUGUACUGCAUAUGUAUUAACGAUUUCCAAUAUGGCAUCUAUGAGUUGAGUAUUAUUUUUAUAUCUUUAUCGUUUUUGUUGAAACUGUUACUUUUGCAUAGAGUUUUUUAUGUGUGCGAGUGAGAGAGUUAUUUAUGAAUAAGUUGAUUAUAUUUUGUUUGGCUGAUUUUAUUGUUGUGUUGUGAGAGUGUGGCUGUUGUAGAUUAUCGCUAUACCUGUAGCUCCCGUUUUGUACAUUGCUCUUCCCGCCCUCGUAGAUGUAAGCGCCCGGACCACAUCCGCAGGCCUCCGUAGCUUAAGUUCUGCGCGGUCCGCCGCCCUGGCCGUCGCCAAAGCACUUGGCGCAGCCGGGGCUCCCGGGCCGGCAACGAUCCUUAUCACACGCUCCGUCCAUUCAAGCAGUAGAAGCGCACACACCUGUACGGCGUCAGCCUGCGCCGCCAAAGUCCCUGGCCCGCUCCUUACGUUCGUGGUUGUGCCUAGUUUGCCUAGUUUUUAAGACCUCUCCUGUUGUUUUCGUGUUGGCUUUAUUAAUUAGUAUUUCUAAGCUUUAUGUAAUAUAUUUCCUUUGAGAGACACUGUAUCCUGUACGAACCGACAUAUCAAAGCAAUACUUGUAAAUAAAGUGAACAACAGCAUA